GACAAGGAAGACUCCAGCCGGACUUUCUACCCGUUAUGUAAGGUAGAACAUAUGCGCAGGCGCAACCCCUUCUCCGCUCCUCCUGAGAAGCUCGCCCCUCCAGCUUCCAUGACGGCCCUUCCUUUGCGCUAUGCGCGUGCGCUGCCUAAUUCCGGCCUCUGCCCUCGGUAGCUAAAGGGCUGGAAAAACAGACGAGACGAGACCAGACGGGGGUGUGUGGAGAGGAGCGAGACCGGCGUUCGCGCAUGCGCUUCGAAACUACCUCAUUCUGUUCCCUACACCCGACCUUGUAAACAGGCGGUGGCGGCGGGAUGGGGCGCCAAGCGGGGCCCGAAUAAGGCCGAAGAGGAGCCAAGCUCAGCACAGCCACCCUGCAAGCGACCGGCUCCCCAUCUAGCCCCCCUCAGGCAUAAUGGACAGGUAACAGGAUAUUGUUCUGUUGUGGUGCCAGAGAGUAAGAAUGACAGAGUGCUUCCUGCCUCCCACCAGCAGCCCCAGUGAGCACCGCAGGGUGGAACAUGGUGGGAGUCUUGCCCGGACCCCAAGCUCUGAAGAAAUCAGCCCAACAAAGUUCCCUGGCUUAUAUCGAACUGGUGAGCCUUCACCACCGCAUGAUAGCCUGCAUGAACCUCCAGAUAUUGUGUCUGAUGAUGAGAAAGAGCAUGGGAAGAAAAAAGGAAAAUUUAAGAAGAAGGAGAAAAGAACUGAAGGCUAUGCAGCCUUUCAGGAAGACAGCUCUGGGGAUGAAGCCGAAAGUCCCUCCAAGUUAAAGCGCUCCAAAGGGAUCCAUGUUUUCAAGAAGCCAAGUUUCUCCAAAAAGAAGGAGAAGGAUUUUAAAAUAAAAGAAAAACCCAAAGAUGAAAAACAUAAAGAGGAAAAGCACAAGGAGGAAAAGCAUAAAGAGAAAAAAUCAAAAGACUUAACAGCAGCAGAUGUUGUCAAACAGUGGAAAGAAAAGAAGAAAAAGAAAAAGCCAUCUCAAGAGUUAGAGAUACCACAAGUGGAUGUUCCCAGGCCUCGACCUGUGUUUGGCAUCCCUUUGGCAGAUGCAGCAGAAAGGACCAUGUUGUAUGAUGGCAUCCGCCUGCCAGCAGUUUUUCGGGAAUGUAUAGAUUAUGUAGAGAAAUAUGGCAUGAAAUGCGAAGGCAUCUACAGAGUUUCAGGAAUCAAAUCAAAGGUGGAUGAGCUAAAAGCAGCAUAUGAUCGAGAAGAAUCUCCCAUCCUGGAGGAGUAUGAGCCUAACACUGUUGCCAGCUUGUUGAAACAAUAUCUGCGAGAACUUCCUGAAAACCUGCUUACCAAAGAGCUAAUGCCUCGCUUUGAAGAUGCUUGUGGGAAGAGCCUGGAGGCUGAGAAGUUGCAGGAGUGCCAGCGUCUCCUGAAAGAGCUGCCAGAGUGUAACUAUCUACUGAUUUCUUGGCUAAUUGUGCACAUGGACCACGUCAUUGCAAAGGAGCUAGAAACAAAAAUGAAUAUCCAGAACAUUUCCAUAGUGCUCAGCCCAACUGUUCAGAUCAGCAACCGUGUCUUAUAUGUGUUUUUCACGCAUGUUCAAGAGUUCUUUAGAAAUGUGAUUCUUAAACCAGUGACGAAGCCUCUUCGCUGGUCUAAUAUGGCAGCGAUGCCAGCAUUGCCAGAAACACAGGAAAGCAUCAAAGAAGAAAUUAGAAGACAGGAGUUCCAUUUGAAUUGUUUACAUCGAGACCUACAGGCGGGGAUCAAAGAUUUAUCCAAAGAGGAGAGAUUAUGGGAGGUGCAAAGAAUUUUGACUGCUCUAAAAAGGAAACUAAGAGAAGCUAAAAGACAAGAGUGUGAAACAAAGAUUGCACGAGAGAUUGCCAGUCUUUCAAAGGAAGAUGUUUCCAAAGAGGAAAUGAAUGAGAAUGAAGAAGUUAUUAACAUUCUGCUUGCGCAGGAGAAUGAGAUUUUGACAGAACAAGAAGAGCUGCUGGCAAUGGAGCAGUUUUUGCGCCGACAAAUUGCCUCUGAGAAGGAGGAAAUAGAUCGCCUCCGAGCAGAAAUAGCAGAAACUCAAAGUCGCCAGCAUGGUCGAAGUGAAACGGAAGAAUAUUCUUCUGAGAGUGAGAGUGAGAGUGAAGAUGAGGAAGAGCUACAGAUAAUCUUGGAAGAUUUGCAGAGGCAGAAUGAAGAACUGGAGAUUAAGAACAACCAUCUGAACCAAGCAAUUCAUGAGGAGCGAGAGGCCAUCAUUGAAUUGCGAGUGCAGCUUCGGCUCUUGCAGAUGCAGCGAGCAAAAACAGAGCAGCAGGUGCAGGAAGAAGAAGAGCUUGAGAAGCGGGGAGGCACAUUGCAGCAGCAGCCGCUGCCACCAAAAGAGACUGUCCUGGAGACAAAAGCAGCAAAAGAGCAGCCAAAGGCAAUCAAGGAGCCAGUGAAGCCAUCACCAAGCAAAGACAGAAAGGAAACUCCUAUUUAAUUGGAUUCCUAUGGUAUUCCGGAUAUCACCUGGGCAAUGCCUGGACUGUGCAUCUUACUGUAAAUCUGAAGCUUGUAUAUCCUGUAAAUAUUUUGUCUUUUACACCCUGGAGACAUUUUGUCUCCUUCCUACCUGUGGCUCAGGUUACUUGGAAGGAUAAAGCAAUUUGAGAUGGGGCAAGAGGUUGCAGCACAGCGGUUAUUUUGCCAUGUCUAAUACUGGCAUCAGGUGACAAUAAAUGACUCAGUGGAGGUUUUAUUUUAAAACAAUUGGGUCUGGAGCAGUCUUGGAAAUUCUCUUGUGCAUUUUUCCCUAAGGGCUACUUCACAUGUAUCAUUUCACUACACAGGGGUAGAAAAGAAAAUACCACAUACCCAGCCUUGUAUUUGACAACUCACCUGGUAGCCAUUGGCAACAGGAAUUCCAUGCAGGUGAGUGUACAGGCAGAUGGAAGAGGAAUAGAUUGCUGCAUCCCUCCUCCAGUCCACUUGAAAGAAGGCAUUUAUUUUAGGGUUGUCUAUAGAGAAUGGGGUUUCCUUUUCCCUACAGCCAGCAUGAAAAUGCAAGCUACUAGCGUCUUAGCCUGGAUUUUUUUUUUUUACUAGCUUGCUAAUAAUUUUUGUGGGGUUAUUUACAAGGCUGCACAUGUCUUAUGUAUGUGUCACAUGCAGAUAUUUUGCUGGGAAACCCCAUUUGGCAGCAACAAAAUAGAUAUGUCUGCAACUAUCAUCGUAAUGGUGUUCAUGCUUUCCCACAGUGUAGAUGAAAGAAAAUGUGUGAAGUGACUCUUGGGUGAGAAUCAGGAGAUCCAACCCAUAACCAUACAUUUACUUACAUUGUGAAUUCCUUUGCUCUCCUUCAUUGUAAUUUCUGUAUUUUUAUUCAAUCUUGCUUGUGUAUUUGGUACAGAUUAUAAACAGAGGAGCUUUACAAAAUAGAUUUGUCCUGAGGAAGGCCUUCAAGUGCAAAAUGUUAGUAUUACUCCGCAUGUUCUCCUUCUCAUCUGACAUUGUUAAAGGUGUAUGAAAGUAUACGUAAAAUUAAGAUGCAAAGAUUGAUGAGCAUAUCCCCGUAAAUGAAAGCUGUCCACUAAGAGCUGUUAAAUAUUGGCAGUGCACUUAAUUAUAGCAUUAAUUAACUAGGGCAUGUCUGUUCCUUAGUAGUGAGAAUACAAGCACCAUAUAAGUGUAUAGCCAAUAGCCUCUUAAUGCAAACUCAUUUUGUUUUGUUAAUUUUUUUAAAAAAGGUUGUUACUACAUUUGUGAAUAAGGUGCUGGUAAUUAACAAGGACCCACAUAUUUUGACUGAAUAGCCAGCCCAAAAUUUGUGAUUGCCAAGAUCCUGUCUGACCACCCCCUAUAGACAGAGAGUCCAAGCUUGGAAAGGAACUGGAGCUCAUUUUUGUUGUAUUGUUCUUUUGAGGUGCUAAGAGUCCUUCCAAGUACAGCUUAACACAAAAGAACUCUAGCCUCCAUCUGGAGCUGGGAGCGUGGUGGGAAAUAAUCCCUGGCAUUGUACCAUGCAGUUUCAGAGAGCUCUCCAGAGUUGCUCCAGCCAAUGCACUUCUGACACACUUGGAAUCCCUAGGAAGUACAGUAUAGGAACCCACUCUCCUCUUGGGCUUGAGGCUAGGAAGGGAAUGGUCAACCAUCCUCAGAGCUGCUCAGUGCUUUAGAGGUACUCUAAGCUUCUCUGAAGUACAGUGCAACUACUGAGCCAAGUCCUAAACUCCAAGCUCAGGAGGAUGAAUGUGGCUUGUCAUGCGUUCCAGAAGGCAGUGGAGCACUAGCUAUGGCGAACAUAUUUGUGAACUUCUGGGUGAUUGAAGAGAGUGGUCCAUGUGGCUUGCUUAUGGACAGAAUGUCUAUCCUUAUCAGGUGAUGCACAUCUCUGUAUACAGACGUUCGUGCUAUUCAGGUGUUCUCAAAGAGUUGGCUGAAGAAAUCCCAAUGGAGACCAGGGUUCCAGUUGAUUACUUUCCAUAUUAUUUUCUAUAUUCAGCAAUGAAUUGUUUGGGUAACUUUUGUCUUUCUAUGGUACCCAUUUUUAAACACAGUUUAAUUGAAUUGGUCAUCUCAAUAAUGUUGAACAGAAUUCCACAGGGUGCUUGUCACUUAUUUAGUUUCUAGUCUGCAUAUUUAUUUUAUAUGUGGUUUUCUUUGCCUAUUGCACUGUUGUGAAUCAUUGGCUGUGAUUUGAUUUUGUACAAAUAAUGCUUUGAGAGAUGUUACAGAGAACAGCAUAUUUUUUUAAAUCUUGAAGAAAAGAAUUUAUGGGGACUAGUCAGAUGACAGUUGUGUGUGCAUAAAGCAUUAUCCUUGGCCUGUUACAUACAUUUUAUAUUUUCUGGCAGUAUUUUUUUGUUUAAAUUCACACUAAUUUCUAUUAAAUUGUCAAACUUUUUAUAUAAUCAAUGUUUAUCAAGCAAAUAUCUUGCUAUCGGUUAACUUCUAUUUUGUCAAGACCAUGUUAAUCAAGUAAAUAAAUUCAACAGCCACCUGCAAAUGGCUUUAUU
Rhineura floridana is the source of this 4952-nucleotide messenger RNA. RefSeq names its product ralA binding protein 1 (gene RALBP1). Gene Ontology annotation, biological process: small GTPase-mediated signal transduction; endocytosis; positive regulation of GTPase activity. The transcript has 10 exons. Lineage: Eukaryota; Metazoa; Chordata; Lepidosauria; Squamata; Rhineuridae. The coding region runs from base 461 to 2437 and encodes 658 amino acids. Gene Ontology annotation, molecular function: GTPase activator activity; small GTPase binding. The record is from RefSeq and is a predicted model, not a curated record. Gene Ontology annotation, cellular component: membrane.